AAUAGACGCUCCGACAUAUUCUUUAGUGGUCAAAGAAAUAAGUUGGGUUUUAAUUUCGGCGCGCUAUUUGACGGAAUACAACGAAAGCCAGCCACCACAAAUCUCUUGGCUGAGAAAUACAGAAGAAAUUCCAUUAUUUACAUAGGAGGGGAAAGACAGAGUGUGUGUGUGUGUGUGAGAGAGAGGAGAUCGCCACGCUCUCCCUCGGUCUCUCCGUCGCAUUUUCUAUUUCUCCAUUUUCUCUCUUCCGAUUCAUUCACAAAUUCCAUUUGUUAAAAAAGCUGUCCAAGUUAACUGGAAGAGAGAAUUUGGGCGGCGGUGUUUCUUCAGCGAUCUCUUCUCUAAUAGAAAUGUCGGCCAUUUCGAAUUUCACGGCGUGCCGGCGUUUCGAAAAUGGAGCUGCAUUAACAAAAGACUCACCUGGGCUUGGUUUGAUUCAUAAGAAAGUGAAUAUUUCUAGACCAUUUCAGAAGGUGUCUCUUGUUCAUUCAAAAAGGAUGUUUAAAGGUUCAAAUAUAAGAAUGACAUUGGUUGAUGAGAGACUUUCCAGUGGGAAGGUUGUUGUGCCAUCUGAAGUAUUGGCAUAUGAGCUCGUCCAAGGAGCAAAAGUAAGAUGGAGUUAUAUCAUGGAGGGAUCUUUGCCUGAACCACCAACUGCUGUUCUCUUGCAUGGUAUUCUUGGCAGCAGGAAAAACUGGGGAAGCUUUGCAAGGAGAUUGGCCCAAGAAUUUCCGAAAUGGCAGUUUCUCCUAGUGGACUUGCGGUGCCAUGGUGAUUCAGCAUCUCUUAAGAAGAGGGGCCCACAUACUGUUGCAUCAGCUGCUCUUGAUGUCUUAAAGCUGCUUGGCCAGCUCAGAUUGACUCCCCGAGUUGUAGUUGGUCACAGCUUUGGAGGAAAAGUUGCAUUGAGUAUGGUUGAGCAGGUUGCAAAACCCCUUGCACGUCCAGUUAGAGUCUGGGUUUUAGAUGCUACUCCAGGAGAGGUUCGAGCUGGUGCAGAUGGAGAUGAUCAUCCAGCUGAAUUGAUAUCAUUUCUGAGUAAAUUACCAAAAGAGGUCUCUUCAAAACGAGAUAUCGUGGAGGCUCUUAUACUAGAAGGUUUUUCCAGGGAUGUUGCACAGUGGGUGGUAACUAACCUUCGUCAAAUCAACUCUGCUGGUUCACCCCCUUCACAUUUGUCAUGGGUAUUUGAUCUCAAGGGUAUUGCUGAGAUGUAUCAAUCAUACGAAGAUACAAAUAUGUGGAAAAUUGUGGAAGAUGUUCCUCGGGGUGUGCAUGUUAAUUUUUUGAAAGCAGAAAGAAGUCUUCAUAGGUGGGCCCUUGAGGAUAUCAGAAGAAUCCAUGUUGCUGAGGAACAAGCUGUAGAGGAGGGAGGUGGAGUUGAAAUGCAUGUCCUUGAAGAUGCAGGUCAUUGGGUACAUGCCGAUAACCCAGAUGGGCUGUUCAAGAUCCUUUCAUUUUCCUUCCAAGGAUUUUAGGCUGAAGGACUUCUAACAUUGGUCAUAUGGCCGGGGAAAUCUGUUGUGAACCCCUUGUGUACCUAUAGAUUGCAGAAAGGUCCAAUUUUUUGUAGCAUAGUGUAUAUCAUCUCAUUCAUUGUGCUUGCUCGUUUUAGAACGUGAGAUGUAGCGAGGCAAUAUUCACCUUUGAAUCUGAAUAUACGAUACAUUAUUGUGCAAAGAAUCUCGUUACCAGUCAGCUCGUACUGUAAUUUCCCCAAAAAAUGUAAGAGAAAUUAUCUUUCUUUUCAAGGAAAAAUGAUUGUACCAAGUUACAUCAGA
Molecule: messenger RNA, 1781 nt
Organism: Nicotiana tabacum (common tobacco)
Lineage: Eukaryota; Viridiplantae; Streptophyta; Magnoliopsida; Solanales; Solanaceae
Source: RefSeq, a predicted model, not a curated record